This is a messenger RNA of Leishmania mexicana MHOM/GT/2001/U1103, 1563 nucleotides long. Its product is annotated as dihydrofolate reductase-thymidylate synthase. Gene Ontology annotation, biological process: tetrahydrofolate biosynthetic process; dTMP biosynthetic process; one-carbon metabolic process. The transcript has a single exon. The coding region runs from base 1 to 1563 and encodes 520 amino acids. Lineage: Eukaryota; Euglenozoa; Kinetoplastea; Trypanosomatida; Trypanosomatidae. Gene Ontology annotation, molecular function: thymidylate synthase activity; dihydrofolate reductase activity. The record is from RefSeq and is a predicted model, not a curated record. Gene Ontology annotation, cellular component: mitochondrion; cytosol.
AUGUCCAGGGCGGCUGCGAAGUUCAAGAUUCCGAUGCCGGUGACGAAGGCGGACUUCGCCUUCCCCUCCCUGCGCGCCUUCUCCAUCGUCGUGGCCCUCGAUAAGCAGCACGGCAUCGGCGACGGCGAGUCGAUCCCGUGGCGGGUGCCGGAGGACAUGGCGUUCUUCAAGGACCAGACGACGCUGCUGCGCAACAAGAAGCCGCCGACGGACAAGAAGCGCAACGCCGUCGUGAUGGGGCGCAAGACGUGGGAGAGCGUUCCGGUAAAGUUCCGGCCACUCAAGGGCCGGCUGAACGUUGUGUUGUCCUCGAAGGCCACCGUCGAGGAGCUUCUGGCGCCACUGCCGGAGGAAAAGCGCGCGGCGGCGGCGCAGGACAUUGUGGUGGUGAACGGCGGUCUGGCCGCGGCGCUCCGCCUCCUCGCACGUCCGCCGUACUGCAGCUCCAUCGAGACGGCGUACUGCGUCGGCGGUGCGCAGGUGUAUGCGGACGCCAUGCUGUCGCCAUGCGUCGAGAAGCUGCAGGAGGUGUACCUGACCCGCAUCCACACGACGGCGCCUGCGUGCACGCGCUUCUUCCCGUUUCCUCCCGAGAACGCCGCCACGGCGUGGGACCUGGCGUCGUCUCAGGGACGCCGCAAGAGCGCGGUGGACGGCCUCGAGUUCGAGAUUUGCAAGUACGUGCCGCGCAACCACGAGGAGCGGCAGUACCUUGAGCUGAUUGACCGCAUCAUGAAGACGGGGAUCGCGAAGGAGGACCGCACCGGGGUGGGCACCUUGAGCCUCUUCGGCGCACAGAUGCGGUUCUCCCUACGCGACAACCGCCUGCCACUGCUGACGACGAAGCGCGUCUUCUGGCGAGGCGUGUGCGAGGAGUUGCUGUGGUUCCUGCGCGGGGAGACAAACGCGCAGCUGCUCGCGGACAAGGACAUACACAUCUGGGACGGCAACGGCUCGCGCGAGUUUCUCGACAGCCGCGGCUUGACAGAGAAUACGGAGAUGGACCUCGGCCCUGUCUACGGCUUCCAGUGGCGCCACUUCGGGGCAGAAUACCGGGGGCUCGAAGCGAACUACGACGGCGAGGGGGUGGACCAGAUCAAGUUCAUCGUGGAGACGAUCAAGGCGAACCCGAACGACCGCCGUCUUCUGUUCACUGCGUGGAACCCGUGCGCGCUGCACAAGAUGGCACUGCCGCCGUGCCACUUGCUCGCUCAAUUCUACGUGAACACGGAGAAGAGCGAGCUAUCCUGCAUGCUGUACCAACGUUCGUGCGACAUGGGCCUCGGCGUCCCCUUCAACAUCGCCUCCUACGCGCUGCUCACCAUCCUCAUUGCCAAGGCGACGGGUCUGCGGCCUGGUGAGCUUGUGCACACCCUCGGCGACGCCCACGUCUACCGCAGUCACAUCGGUGCCCUCAAGGCGCAGCUCGAGCGAGUCCCGCACGCGUUCCCGACCCUCGUGUUCAAGGAGGAGCGGCAGUUCCUCGAGGACUACGAGUUGAUGGACAUGGAGGUGAUCGACUACGUGCCGCACCCGGCGAUCAAGAUGGAUAUGGCCGUAUAG